Molecule: messenger RNA, 409 nt
Organism: [Candida] anglica
Lineage: Eukaryota; Fungi; Ascomycota; Pichiomycetes; Serinales; Debaryomycetaceae
Source: the annotation of a GenBank genome assembly
CGCUUUAAUACACUACAAUGCAAUUCUCCAAGAUCGCCGCCCCAUUAGCUAUUGCUUCCGUUGUUGCCGCUGGUAACGUCACCGUCACCACUGACGUCGUUGUCACCGACUUCACCACCUACUGUCCAGAACCAACUUCCGUUGUUGUCAACAACAAGACCAUCACCGUCACCGAAGCCACCACCUUGACCAUCACCGGUCCAUGUACCAUCCCAACCACUUACGUUACCUCCGAAACUCCAAAGACUGUUAAGCCUGAAGUUACCACCGCUAACGCUGCUGGUAAGGUUGGUGCUGCUGGUGCCUUCGCUGGUGUCGCUGCUGUUGCCGCUGCUCUUUUCUAAGUUAUAUAACUAAUAAUAGUAAUUUAAUUUAAAUCUGGUAAUACAAUUUUACUGUAGAAAUUAAU